This is a messenger RNA of Cryptomeria japonica (Japanese cedar), 1779 nucleotides long. RefSeq names its product probable glycosyltransferase At5g03795. The record is from RefSeq and is a predicted model, not a curated record. Lineage: Eukaryota; Viridiplantae; Streptophyta; Pinopsida; Cupressales; Cupressaceae. The transcript has 4 exons. Bases 117 to 1589 code for a protein of 490 amino acids. Gene Ontology annotation, molecular function: glycosyltransferase activity.
ACAUAUCAGAAUACAUUAACAACUCCCAUAAUGCCGUUAAUCAUGUCAGCUUCAGGCAGGAACAGCACGUUUAACAGAUCGCCGUCUCUGAAAUCCUUUUAAAUUUGAAAGAAUUGAUGAAGGAAAGAUCAAAAAGACAAAAAAUGAUGAAGGAACUGUGUGCAGCAUCCUACGUCGGGAGUACGAAACGCUCAGGUAGCAGGAAUCGAUAUAUCAGGCCUUUGAUUUACGUUACUCUCGUCACCGGGAUGCUCGCUUUCGUCUUUGUGUUUCUGAAUCGCGCCUUUUCAUCCUAUAUACGAAGAACCGACUGCAAUUUUUGGCUUCCAAAUGUUACUGGCAAAUGCACCUCUGAAAAUUUUCAACAGACCUUUGCCCUUUCUUCACCGAAAAGGCGCAGCGGAACUAAAAAUCCAGCUGAGGAAAUUCAAAGAGAAUUUCAAAAUAUAUUCUCCAAAGAAUCUUCAGACAUGGUCGCUAACGGCCCGUCGGUUCUGAAUAUAGGAAAAGAUGGUGACGAUAUAUAUCUCAAUUUGUCUGCUUUUCGAAGGAGCUACGCUGAGAUGGAAAUGAAGUUCAAGAUUUAUGUGUACAAGGAUGGAUUAAUGCCGCUGGUUCACCAAGGUCCUAUGACAGGAAUUUAUGCGUCGGAAGGUUUAUUCAUCGACACAAUGGAACAGGGCAAUCAGUUUACCACAGAGGAUCCAGAGAGAGCGAAUAUGUUCUUUCUUCCCUACAGCGUUAGGCAAAUGGUCACUUAUUUGUACAAACCGUUUUCUCGAAGCAUGCAGCCUAUCAAAAGCAAUAUCAGCAACUAUGUGCGAAACAUCUCAGUUGCACAUCCAUAUUGGAACAGAACAAGAGGCAGAGACCACUUCUUCGUUUCUUGUCACGAUUGGGCUGUCUACACUCUCAGAGAUCACGCGGAGCUGUCCAAGAAUGCGAUAAAGGUAGUUUGCAACGCAGAUAAAUCCAGCAGUUUCAAUGCAAAAAGAGACGUUUCGUUGCCAGAAAUAGCCAUAAGAAGAUGCAAAUUAAUGUCAAAGAACAGAACAAAUGAGCUUGGUGGGCCGGGCCCUACAGAGCGGCCAUUCCUAGCAUUCUUUGCUGGGCAAAUGCAUGGCACCCUGAGGCCCGAAAUCAUAAGACUUUGGUCAAAUCCCGACGAUCCUUCCAUGAAAAUAUUCGGCGUGUUGCAGUCCCAUCCAACAUCUCUCGCAGACAACAUCACAUACAUUGAAUACAUGAAGAUGAGCAAAUAUUGCCUGUGUCCGCGAGGCUUCGACGUCAACAGUCCCCGCCUGGUGGAAGCCAUUUAUUACGACUGUGUGCCCGUUGUUAUUUCUGACGACUAUAUUUUGCCCUUCGCAGAUGUGUUGGACUGGGAUAAGCUGGCCAUUCGUGUCGCUGAGAAAGAUAUCAGCAGACUGAAACAGAUUCUUCAGGAGGUUCCCCAGGAGGUUUAUGAAUCCAUUCAGAACAGGCUCAAGUUUGCACGCAGGCAUUUUCUCUGGCAUGCAAGGCCUCUUCAGUAUGACGUCUUCAGCAUGAUUGUUCAUUCUCUGUGGAUUCGGAGACUCACGGCGUAGGUUAACUUGUACCUACUGCUAAAUCCAUUGUGUUUGUGUACUUGUUUGUGGAUUUACAAGAAUGUUUGUAAACAUUCUUAAACAGUAUGCUUAGUGCUUCAGUUUCUCUUUCCUAGUUGAUCAUAAUAUGCAUAUGGCAAUCUAACUAACAAGCUCAAAAUUUUAAGCAAUGACGUUAGUGGUUUUGUUA